CCCGCGGCGCUCGCCCUCCGCCCGGCGCCCGCGGCCCCAUGGCCCCGUCCCGCCUGCAGCUCGGCCUCCGCGCCGCCUACUCCGGCCUCAGCUCCGCGGCCGGCUUCUCCAUCUUCCUCGUCUGGACCGUGCUGUACAGGCAGCCGGGCACCGCGGCCAUGGGGGGGCUCGCAGGUGUGCUGGCGCUGUGGGUGCUGGUGACGCACGUGAUGUACAUGCAGGAUUACUGGAGGACCUGGCUCAAGGGACUGCGUGGCUUCUUCUUUGUGGGCGUCCUCUUCUCGGCCGUGUCCGUGGCCACCUUCUGCACCUUCCUCGUGCUGGCUGUCACCCGACACCAGAGCCUCACAGACCCCAACAGCUACUACCUCUCCUGCGUCUGGAGCUUCAUUUCCUUCAAGUGGGCCUUCCUGCUGAGCCUUUACGCCCACCGCUACCGGGCUGACUUCGCCGACAUCAGCAUCCUCAGCGAUUUCUGACCCAAGGGGUGAGGCUUCUGUCCCCUGGGGGUCCUCAGGACCUGGACUCGGCCUCUGAGGUACUGGGCAGGCCUACCACCCCCCCGGAGGCCCUAGAUCUGCGGCAGAAGAAACACAGCAGGAGGACUGCCGUCUCCUAGGAAGCUGUCCUGCCCCCUUUGUGGGACACGCGGUGUGGGACACGCGGGUGCGGUGGAAACGGGUCCUUCCUGCCACGCGGCUCCCCAUCGGCCUGGCUGGAGGGCAGCUUUAGACCUUUUCAGAUGGAUCUAUUUUCUUAGCACUCAGUGAGAAAGCAAGCGGGGCCAGGGCAGUGAGUCAAGCGGUAGGGCAGGGAGCCUUGACCUCUGCCUGGGGGCGCUGUCUCUCAGGCCAGGCUGAGAACCUGGGAGGUCAGUUCAAGUAGAGACCUCUCAGCCCCGACCCCAACCCCCCAUCCCAUUGUCCUUUGAGGGCCGGAUAGCUUAACUCCUCAGUCCCAGGGAUGGCAACACUUGGCUCUCUUUUCCCCGAGGCCUGGGGACCGGAGUGGAGAGUGUAGUGUCCCCUCCCAGAGCGGGUCUCCCGUGAGUGUGCUAGAGCCGGUCAUCUCCUUCAGCAUCCCCAAGCCCUCUCUUUUACACACACACACCACACACCCCAAACAAAGCGGGACUCCCUGAAUGAAGCCAGACUGAACGUCUGGGGAAGGUGCCCUGCCCCCCACCAUGGUGCAGGCUGGCAGGAAACCCGCAAAUCCGUGCCCGUGUACCUCCAGCCCUACAUUUCUGUCACUUCUCACAUGCAUCACCCCUGGCCCCGAGACGUCCCCCCGCUCCCCUGCUCACUGCCCUCCGCCUAGAGCUUUCAUCUUUUUAAAUCUCCCUUCCGCAGGACAAAAAUCUGCUUUUCUGCCAUCUGGCACAAGGGCUCACCUAACUCGGGAGGGAGGGAGCUAUUGUUACCUUUUUACGUUAGGUUGCCAUUUUGCACGGUCUACCCUCUUCCCACCUGAUGUGUCCUGCCCUUCAGCUCUUUGCCUUAUCUGUGUCACUGUCACUUUAGCAGAAAUACAGCGGCCAUUUGUACCAGA
This is a messenger RNA of Canis lupus familiaris (dog), 1551 nucleotides long. RefSeq names its product solute carrier family 48 member 1 (gene SLC48A1). The record is from RefSeq and is a predicted model, not a curated record. Gene Ontology annotation, biological process: heme transport. NCBI's taxonomy places the organism in Eukaryota, Metazoa, Chordata, Mammalia, Carnivora, Canidae. Gene Ontology annotation, molecular function: heme binding; heme transmembrane transporter activity. Gene Ontology annotation, cellular component: lysosomal membrane; plasma membrane. The transcript has 3 exons. Bases 39 to 479 code for a protein of 146 amino acids.